Molecule: messenger RNA, 339 nt
Organism: Aspergillus niger
Lineage: Eukaryota; Fungi; Ascomycota; Eurotiomycetes; Eurotiales; Aspergillaceae
Exons: 2
Coding region: 1-339 (112 amino acids)
Source: RefSeq, a predicted model, not a curated record
AUGUUGUUCGGAUUAGGCUCAACACGUCAUUUUGCCGUUGAUUUGAAGUCAGACUAUUUCCGAUCAAUUAGAAGUACGAUGAAGAAUGACCCAGCCUCUGUUGAAUAUAUCUCAUUCGAUGAGAUAUACUCAAAUAAAGUUGUGUCCAGCUCCUUGCAAUACAACAUCGAUGCCAACAGAAAGUCCAGUUGCACCACAGCAGAAACCUGCUUGGUCAUCAUUUCUCGCCAUGUACCGGAUCCUAAACUCUACGCGAGAGAAUCAGAGUGGUACUCACGCUUUAUUACAAGAGCUAUGACUGCCAGCUAUAAACUCACUGUCUUAUUGGAAGAAGAAUAA